Caenorhabditis auriculariae is the source of this 4120-nucleotide messenger RNA. The record is from the annotation of a GenBank genome assembly. Lineage: Eukaryota; Metazoa; Nematoda; Chromadorea; Rhabditida; Rhabditidae.
AUGAAUGCAAAAAAUGUGACCACGACUGGAGACACCGACCAUCAACGGCCUGUGAACUAUGAGCGUGGCCGUCCAUUUCCCUUCUCAAUUCCCCGGACACGAUUCCAUCUGUCGGUCGCUCCGUCAACUUUGAGAGGAUCCGAGCCAGCGACCGUGCAAGCGCCGAUCCGACGCGUUGCCACUGCGCCAGCUACGCAUAGCAGGCUGGAGGAGCGCGGCGGGGCUAUACUCUCGAUGAGGCGAGUGUGUGGGAUUCUUGCCGACUGUUUUUCAAAUCAAAAAAGGUUUUUACAUAGUAAAGAAGCAAGAAAUCACAGAAAUUCAUAGAACACGUGCUUUUUUGGAAAAUUCCUCUUAAAAGCAUAAGAAAAUGGUGUUUGAUAAACUAUUCAGAAAUAAAUAAAACAGAAAUGAUGGGAAAAAAAGGACUCUUGUAAGAAAAAAAUUAGAAAAAUAUGACUUAUAAACUUUUUUUCAGCAAAAAUAUAAGGAUCCAGAAAUAUCAAAAAUUUUAAAAAAAGAAGUCAUAAAAAAAAGACUUUUCGCCUCAAGACCUACUUUGAAAAUCGUCUAUGCUCCUUUAAACGCUACAGAAAAAAACUUUUUUUAACAAAAUAAACCUUGAAAAAAAGAUUAAAAGUUUGAAUAAUUCUGAAAUUUUUUUGACAGAUGAGACAUUGGAAAAAAGGUUAGAAAUCUGAAAAAAACUUUGAAAAAUACGUGUUUAGGGUCUCAAAGUAGAACGAGUCUGGGCGACGAAUAAAAGGCGUCCCCAUAUGGUCAAAAAAAUAAGCGUCGCCCUCCGGCUCAAUGAGCAGCAUCAUCAGCUCCGCGCACCAACUUUUUUCUUUUUUUUUUUGAGCUUGGCAAAAGUUUCUCUGGCUUCUCAAAUGAACAUCUUCAAACGUCAUAGAAUAGGAAUUCAGAAAGGAAUAACCAAUUCCAGAAGCACAAAGCUAAACAUUAUAGAGUGUAUAGAAAACUGGAAGAGAUCACUUUUUUGUUGAGAAUUUUCAAUCCUUUCAACUUAGAAAAAAAAAAAAUAAGAAAUUCAGCUUUAGAUUCAAUUCAGGAUUCAAAGGUUUUGAAAAAAAAAAUGGGUACAACAAACAAAGAAAAAAUCAAAUACAAACCACUUUUCCCAGCUGAAAUUUCAUUGAAAAAUCCGGCGGUUGAAAUCCAUUCACUGAAGGAUUGGCACUAAAAAAUCUCUGUGGGUAUUUGUUUAAAAUGUGGAUAAACGAUUUCAAAGCGGGCAUAAAAAGUGAGAGAAAAGUAAACAGUGGAUAAAUCUACACAGAAAAAGACUAACAUGAAGACAUUUUUAUUUCAUAUUUAUUAUAAACAAUUAAUUUCGAACAAUAUUUAUAUUAGAAAACAAAAAAAGGAAAGAAGUAAAAAAAGAAAAAAAGAAAAAGAAUGGAAAUAUUUGAGUUUUUCGCGACAAGUGCGCGCUAUCGUAACGGCGAAAAAUUUUUUUCUAUUUUUUUUAUAAAAAUAAUUAUUAAUAAUUAUUAAUUUUUUUCCCUUUUUCUUUUUGCUUUAAGUUCAUAUUCGAGUUAGUUUUUAAGGUUUGAUGUUUGUCAGGAAAGCAAAAAAAGCUCCUAGAGUUUUAAGUUUUUUGAGCUUAUUCGUUUUUCUUUCGUUCCUGUAUCGGCUGUUUUUUUUUUGAAAUAAGUUUAAGUUCUUUCAAAUUUUUUGUUUCCCAAAACUUGAUUCGAUUCAAAGCGAAGAUGACAAACAUUUCGAAAAUUUCCCAAGAAAAGUCCCAUUCGGUUCUAUUAGUAUUCGGAAGGCUUCAAAUUCAGCUAAUUCAAUUGAACUCGAAAAAAAGAAACUGGACCACCGGAAAAAUUAUUCUUCCUUCUCUUUGAACGAGAUAUGACGGAUAAUCAUAUUUCGGGGAAGGCUAGGAAGGUUUUUCUGCCCCAAAAAAGGUUCAGUAAUUCCGUUAUUUAUUUAUUCUAGAAGAAAUUUCCGCAAAAGUAGGAGGCUUUACUGGCUUUGGAAAAAUUGAAUUUUUUUUUUCAAGGUUUAAGAUUUUAACGUUUUUUUGGAAGCAAAUUUGAUUUUCCACUGGAUUUUGAAAAUCAAGGGAUUUUCUUAAUUUCAUGCAAAAAUAACUUUCUGCAAAGAGAAAUAUAUGUUUUCUGAGGUAUUUCAGGCAGAUGUUCCAAAUUAGCGCCAUUAUUUGAGAUUGAAAAUGUGCUCUGUUGAUGAUUAGAGCAAAGUAACAAUCUCAACAACUUUUACAGGAAGAAAAAAAUGAAAAAAAUCUUCUUUUUUUAUAAAAGCUUUGUUGAUCCUCUCAUUUUCAUGCGUAAUAUGAAUAAAUGAUACAUUUAAAAAUGUGAUCAUCGAGAUUUUCUCAGAAGCAUGAAUAAUUUCAGACCCCUACACAUGUCUAGAAUAAGUGAUGCGGUGGGAUUGGAAAAAUAAUAAAAUGGAUUCAAAAAUUCGAAAAAGAAAUCAUGAAAAUUAAAGAUUUCCAUGUUGUUUCUUGAAUAAUCUUGGGUUUUUUGAAGAAGUUGGAAAUUUUGAGCUGAAGGUGAAUGUACUACGUGGGAGGGGAUAAUCAGAGGCAAAAAACGGCUACCGUAAUCCAAUAAUUCCAGUUGAGAGCACACAACUAUUGGAUCAGACGCAAUCAGUGAAAAUUUGCCUAAAAACAAACAUGUUCCAAUAAGGAAGGUUCAGGUUCCUAAAACAAAAGAGUGCCCGCGACAAAUUUCGACAAUAAACGCUUUGACAGAAGUUGGUCGCAUGUGGAAUGGCUCGAAGUGUCGCGGUUGCGGAUGAAAUUCAGCCCGAUUUCCCCGAACUUUGUGGUGCCUUGCGUUGGGGAUAAAGACACCGAAACUAUUUAUAAAUAUAUUUUCAGUUCAAUCUCAUCUUCCUGGUAAAGCUUCGAUAUGUUAUUUAGAAAAUCAAAAAUUUCACACUUUUCCAAGAACUUUUUUCUUUUUCGGGUAGAAAAUCGAAGAAAAAUUAAUUCCUUGCGAAUUUGAGAAAUCCCUGCCUCUUUAAACCUCUUCUGUUACAGAGAAUGAUUUUCAACCGAGAAAAAACGUUUUGAAAAAGGUAACCUUGUUAAAACCUGAGGAUCAACUGUAUUGGUCGAUUCUUCGAACGAAUUGAGCGAAAAACGUUUUUUCAUCCAGGUUCUAAUUUCUGAUUUCCGAAGAAAACAGUUAUUUUAUUAAGGAGAAAGCGUACGAAUAAUCUCUCCAAAGCUUUUUCAACUGAGAGCCUUUUCCAAUAACGCUCAACUAUAGCCCGUUCACGGCUGGCUUGGGACAGCAAACGGGCAGCUCAUUUUCGCGACGAAGGUGGAUCAUGGCGACUAUCCCUGCGCCUUCCAUAAAAGCCCCGUUUUAUGUCUUAUUUUUUUUUCUCUUAUAAUUAGUCGCUUUGAAGAAAAAAUCGUGAACGGGUUAAAUCUUUUUCGGAAUUUUAUAAACUUUUGAGUUUUAUACAACUCAAAUCAUGACUUUUACAACCGACAACAUUUGACCAUUUGAUGGAUAAACAUCAUCAUUCGGAAAAAAAAAGUAGCUACAAAGUGUUCUCUAAAUCCUGUUUGGGAGCGAAAUAAAGUCGCUUUCUGUAAAGUUUUGAAGUCACCAAUUUUUCAAUCUCUUCAAAUGGAAGUUUAUUAAUCUUAAUAAAACUCAUCAAUAGAAAAAACUAAUUAUCUGAAUUCAUUUCGACACACCACCCUUAUAAUAGGAAUAAAUUCAUUCUAGCAGUUCCAUCACUCAUAACUUUCUUUUAUUGUGUAGGGCCUCAGCAGUACUUCUCUCUUUUCCACGUUCAUAUUUCUUUUUGACCCCCGGGGAGGUCUGGGCCGUGCCCUGCAGCAGUGCAACGCUGGGACGACCCUUGAGCGGUCGGAGCAAGCUCCGGAUCCACUCUCGGUUGCAAAAAUAAGUUAACCUAUAUUGUACUCAUUCGAGCACAUACCGUAGGUUAAUACGAUAAGAACAGAUACUACACUUUGAUCUUAGCCAAUAGGCCGAGAAGCGAUACUGAACAAUGGAAACGAGUCCUUCUUACGAUGCUGCGUGUCCCGACGCCAACCGACUUGCUCGUUUCGGCGAGAACAGCGAUGUCGGGAUGA